AAACUGAAGAUGAUCCUACGAUUAAAGAUGUGACUUAUUCAGGUUUUAACAUGCAAAACAUGAGAAAUAACCUUGAAACUAGUAUCGAAAACUUUUGGCAGUGCAUAAAAGUUAGAUCUAAUGAUUAUACGAUUAAAGAAGAAACUGAAAAAAUUAACACUCAACGUGAAGAAUUUCUCAAAUUUAUUGAAAAUUCUAUUCAACAAAGCCAUGAAAUACGCAAAUAUGUUUCGAACUUACAACUAUUAAUCAAAAGUUUCUCUGACCAGCCUAUCUCUGACGAUGAUUAUAAAAAUUUAGAAUCUUUAUUAGAUGAUACUAAACGUAAUUUCAAAUCUGCUGAAAUGUUGAGGAAUCAAGCUAAUAACGUUUUAGAGGAACUAGUAACGAUCAGAAAUAACCUUAACAAAUAUAAAAAUGAUGUUCAGAACGAUGUGAGCAACAUUAGAUCGAAAACAAAAGAUGAAUUAGACAAAGUUAAUGAAGAAAUAAAUUCUUCAACAACGACUCUCGCGGUUGGAUCUGCCGCUGCAGGGUUCGGUGCUGUGUUAACUGCGGUUGCUGUAGCUCUUGCUCCGUUUACUGCUGGUGCUAGUAUUGCUAUAGAAGCGGCUAUUUUGGGUAUUAUUGGAGGUUCAGCUGCAAUAGGUGGUGGUGCUGAAGGAAUAAAUCGACCAACUAGGCGGGCCAAAAGCAAUGACAUCAAAGUAAAAUUGGAAGAAGAAAAGAAUGAAUUAACAGUCAUCAUCAAUAGGAUGGAGGAAGAUCUUAAAUCAAUCAUUGUAACAAUCGGAGAACUUGUUGGAUAUUGGGAGAAUCAAUCAGAAAUCGUUUCUGAUCUUUUAAAAAAA
This is a messenger RNA of Racocetra persica, 851 nucleotides long. Lineage: Eukaryota; Fungi; Glomeromycota; Glomeromycetes; Diversisporales; Gigasporaceae. The record is from the annotation of a GenBank genome assembly.